GCCGGAAGUGCCUUCGUUAGUUGCCGGAAGAGAAGGCCCCGGCUAACGGCGAGAGCCCAAGAUGGCGGAGGUGGAAGAAGUGACCGAGGGGUGUCGCCUCCCCGUGUUGCGCCGUAACCAGGAAAACGAGGACGAGUGGCCGCUGGCUGAAAUCCUCAGUGUCAAGGACAUCAGUGGCCGAAAGCUUUUCUAUGUUCACUACAUUGACUUUAACAAGCGCCUGGACGAAUGGGUGACCCACGACCGGCUGGACUUGAAGAAGAUCCAGUUCCCCAAAAAGGAGGCCAAGACCCCCACCAAGAAUGGGCUGCCCGGAUCACGGCCCAGCUCUCCGGAACGUGACGUGAGGAAGACCUUGGAUCUGUCUCUGCAGCCAGCUGCACCUCCAUCCAGCGGUAAAACUCUGCCCAUCCCGGUGCAGAUAACACUCCGUUUUAACCUACCUAAGGAGAGGGAGGCCGUCCCCAGCUCGCCCGACCAGCCCCUCUCCUCCAGCUCCUGCGUCCAGCCAAACCAUCGCUCGACGAAGCGGAAGGUAGAGGUGGUCUCCCCGGCAACCCCCAUCCCUACUCCGACCGAGACCACGCAGGCCCUGGUGUUCCCGCAGAAUGGCUCUGCCCGCCGAGCGGUGGCCGCCCAGCCCGGUCGGAAGAGGAAGUCCAACUGCCUGGGCACGGACGAGGACUCCCAAGACAGCUCGGACGGCAUCCCCUCGGCCCCCCGCAUGACCGGCAGCCUGGUUUCGGACCGGAGCCACGACGACAUCAUCACGCGCAUGAAAAACAUCGAGUGCAUCGAGCUCGGGCGGCACCGCCUGAAGCCUUGGUAUUUCUCGCCGUACCCGCAGGAGCUCACGACUCUGCCUGUCCUCUACCUUUGCGAGUUUUGCCUUAAGUACGUCAAGAGCCUCAAAUGUCUGCAGCGGCACCUGACGAAGUGCGAUUUGAGGCAUCCUCCCGGGAACGAGAUCUACCGCAAAGGGACCAUCUCCUUCUUUGAGAUCGAUGGGCGGAAGAACAAGAGCUACUCACAGAACCUCUGCCUGCUGGCAAAGUGUUUCCUGGACCACAAGACACUGUACUACGACACGGACCCGUUUCUCUUCUAUGUCAUGACCGAGUACGACAGCAAAGGUUUCCACAUCGUUGGGUACUUCUCCAAGGAAAAGGAAUCCACAGAGGACUACAACGUUGCUUGUAUUCUUACCCUGCCCCCUUAUCAAAGACGUGGCUAUGGCAAGUUGCUGAUCGAGUUCAGCUACGAGCUCUCCAAGGUAGAAGGGAAGACGGGCACGCCAGAAAAGCCGCUCUCAGACCUGGGGCUCCUCUCCUAUCGCAGCUACUGGUCCCAGACCAUUCUCGAGAUCCUCAUGAACCUCAAAUCGGAGACCGGGGAGCGCCCGCAGAUCACCAUCAAUGAGAUCAGCGAGAUUACAAGCAUCAAGAAGGAGGAUGUCAUCUCCACGCUACAGUACCUCAACCUCAUCAACUACUACAAGGGUCAGUACAUCUUGACUCUGUCCGAGGACAUCGUAGACGGACACGAGCGGGCUAUGCUGAAACGAAUUCUGCGUAUCGACUCCAAGUGUCUGCACUUUACCCCAAAGGACUGGAGCAAAAGGGGGAAGUGGUGAGAGUCCGUCUCUUUGACUGGGGGGUGGGCUUGCGUAGGCCCACCCCCAUGACUGGGGAUCAGGCAGGCCUUCCCGCCAUACCCCCCGAGAGACCUUUUCGGCCAGCCCUCCGUAGCAAGUGCCGUUGGCACGGCACACCUGUCGGGGAUUUCGGGGCGCCCACACCCUGGACUGCCUGGCUGCUUGUAUACGAGACUUAAGCAGGUAUCUGUGGUGAGCCAUGGUGUACAGAAGCUGCUGCUCCACCUGCCCUCCCCUUUUGGAUAUUCCCUGUUGAAACAAACACGCUGCUACUGCCACCAACAAACACACACACACACGCACACACACGUCGGAGCUUGGAGCAACGAGGGUGGGGCUUCCUCACCGCACCGUGAUGAAGAAACGCUCACAGCCGCAGCCCAGCCUUCAAAGCGCGCUUCGUUCCGGCAGCCGUGCCCGGGCCAGAAACGCAGAUGGGCUGCAACUGAGCUUCCUGCGGUGAACUUCCAAGCCGCUCGCUGCUCACGAGGCAGCUGCCCUCCCGAAGGCUCCCAGUACGUCCGACUGUGUGGAAGCGUCCGUUGUGGCGAAGCCCGUCCGCUUCCCUUACUCGGAGCGGGGUGCAUUAUUUCGUGGUGGCGAACAGCAAGGCCUUCUCUCAGCCGCCCGGCCAAACGACGGAUCUUCGUGCACCGGGGCACCCCUCCGUGCAGGCUCCGAAGGAAAAAAAUCCACAACCAGCCGAUUUCUGUGAUCAGAAUAAAUUAAUGAAGUUUUUUUUAACCAGA
This is a messenger RNA of Varanus komodoensis (Komodo dragon), 2403 nucleotides long. It is a transcript of the gene KAT5, whose product is annotated as lysine acetyltransferase 5. The coding region runs from base 62 to 1633 and encodes 523 amino acids. Gene Ontology annotation, molecular function: histone acetyltransferase activity. NCBI's taxonomy places the organism in Eukaryota, Metazoa, Chordata, Lepidosauria, Squamata, Varanidae. Gene Ontology annotation, biological process: regulation of DNA-templated transcription. The transcript has 14 exons. The record is from RefSeq and is a predicted model, not a curated record.